Molecule: messenger RNA, 1380 nt
Organism: Exophiala xenobiotica
Lineage: Eukaryota; Fungi; Ascomycota; Eurotiomycetes; Chaetothyriales; Herpotrichiellaceae
Exons: 1
Coding region: 1-1380 (459 amino acids)
Biological process (GO): mitotic spindle organization
Cellular component (GO): protein phosphatase type 2A complex; nucleus; cytoplasm
Molecular function (GO): protein tyrosine phosphatase activator activity; peptidyl-prolyl cis-trans isomerase activity
Source: RefSeq, a predicted model, not a curated record
AUGACGCCGGCUCCGCUCCUGGCCAAAGUCAAGGAUGUACAGAGUCAUCACUUCGAACAACCAACCAAAAGAAUCCAUGAUGGUGCAGACGUUUCAUUCUUCUUGACUUCCGUUGCCUACAGAGACAUCAUCACCUUUAUCCUACAACUCAGUCGAGCUGUUAUCCCUCGAAAAGAAGAAGUGGACGGCUGCCUCAAAACUAGGACCUGGCCAUUGAAUUCGGAGGAUGUCACGUAUUCUGACUCUGACACGAAAUUACGGACGCUGUUGACCAAGUUAAUCAACCUCAUUGAUGAGGUUCCUCCUGACACUGGACCGAGAAGAUUUGGCAAUGUCAGCUUUCGGAAGUGGUACAAGCUAGUUGAAGACCAGGUGGAUGACCUACUUCAAGAGUGUCUACCCGAACCGUUAUUGGCGGCGCGUGAAGAAAUAGGUCCUUAUCUCCUGGGCAGCUUCGGCAGUCCUCAGAGAUUGGACUAUGGCACUGGACAUGAACUCAGCUUCAUGGCAUUCCUCGCUUGCCUCUGGAAGGUGGAUUUCUUUCCUCAAGCUGAGCCGGGAAUCGAAGAAAGAGGCAUUGUGCUAGGCGUCUUCGAACUCUACCUAUCCCUCAUACGGAAACUCAUCAAGACAUACACUCUUGAACCCGCAGGUUCGCACGGAGUUUGGGGACUCGACGACAAUUCCUUCCUACCCUACAUCUUUGGCUCUGCUCAAUUAGCACCCGCCAUCACAGAGUCCGAUGAUGCUCCAACCGAAGGCUCCUUGCCGGAUGCACCAGAGGCUUCCGCCGUUACCAAAUCGAAUCUGGUCGACAAGGAGAAAGACACAAACAUGUAUUUCUCCGCUAUCGCAUUCAUCUAUGAUGUGAAGAAGGGCCCGUUCUGGGAGCAUAGUCCGAUGCUUUUCGACAUCUCUGGUAUCAAAGACGGCUGGGGCAAAAUCAACAAAGGUAUGAUCAAGAUGUACAAUGCCGAAGUCUUGGGCAAAUUCCCAGUUGUUCAGCAUUUCCCAUUCGGGUCUCUCUUCAAGUGGGAGAAAGAUCCAGAAGCAAAACCUCCACCGACCUCGACACACGCAGCGAAUCAACCUCUCCGAAAUCCCUCAGAUACUCACGCUCCCAGUACCAUGCGACCUACAGGUCGGCCAAUGGGUACAGGGGUUGCCGCACCCUGGGCUGGCGGACCUACACAAGCGCCACGGGGAUUCGUGAACGGCGUCACUCAAGCACCAUGGGCGGUUCGUGGUCCUGCGCCACCUCCACCACCUGGUGGUUUUGCUGCAAGUCGGCGGACCCCUAUGCCAGCCCUUGGUGAAACGCAUGGCAGGCGGACAUUGGGCCCUUCUGCUGAGCAGGAAAGCAAAAGCAACACUGAAUGA